AUGACGGUCACCGCGGUGCAGCGCCUGACUGUGGCCGCUGUGGUGACGCUUUGUGCGGCCGUGAUCCUGCCCCGAAUCCUGAGGAGAGAUGCCCCGGAGGAGUCAGCUGCAAACUUUCCUCCCAUGAUGCAUCGUCACAUGACACCCGUCUCAGGAGGGCAGAGAGCAGCAGGGGUCAGAGGUCACGCAGAUGUCAGAGGAGCAGGAAGUGGAGGGGCAGGAACAGGAAGUGGAGGUGCGGGGACAGGAAGUGGACCUGGAGGGAAGUCGAACCUGGCAGCACAGAUCAUCCCCGUGUACGGCUUCGGGAUCCUGCUGUAUAUACUAUAUAUACUGUUCAAGAUCACAUCCAAAGGUAGCAGUAAACCGGCUCCGACACGUUUCCAGUCUCUGCGUUCGGAAAACGCCAAGAGGAAGAUCACGGACUUCGAACUGAUGCAGUUGCAGCAGCGUCUGAUGGAGACAGAGUUAGUAAUGGAGACAAUCGUCAAGACAACGGACCUAAGAGACGACCAGCCUCCUCUCGUCAGUCUGGACCAGGAGCAAAACCUCCUGCAGCAGCUCACCGCCAUCACCAGAGUCAUGAAGAGCAACCAACUGAUUAAGGAGUUCAGCCCUAAUGAGGAGAGAGAGGAGUGGGGAAAGAGUGGCGAGCAAGAUGCGUCAGAAGAUCCGGAUUUGUUCUGGAGCCAUUGUGACUGUUACUGCCCACCUCCAGGAGAAGACCAGGAACCUCCAGGAGAAGACCAGGAACCUCCAGGAGAAGACCAGGAACCUCCAGGAGAAGACCAGGAACCUCCAGGAGAAGACCACGGGGACCAGGCACCUCCAGGAGAAGACCAGGAACCUCCAGGAGAAGACCACGGGGACCAGACACCUCCAGGAGAAGACCAGGAACCUCCAGGAGAAGACCACGGGGACCAGACACCUCCAGGAGAAGACCACAGGGACCAGACACCUCCAGGAGAAGACCACGGGGACCAGACACCUCCAGGAGAAGACCACAGGGACCAGACACCUCCAGGAGAAAACCACAGGGACCAGACACCUCCAGGAAAAGACCACAGGGACCAGACACCUCCAGGAAAAGACCACAGGGACCAGACACCUCCAGGAGAUGAUUACAGGGACAAGACACCUCCAGGAAAAGACCAGAGGGACCAGGCACCUCCAGGAGAAGACCUCAGGGGACAGACACCUCCAAGAGAAGACCAGAGUUACCAGACACCCGUUACAGAGCAGAAGGAAGAGACAUCAGAUCAAGAACCAGAGGAGGAGCAAGUAGUAGCAGAAAAGGAGGAGGAAAGUAUCACUAAGGAGCUAGACUCUCAGAGCAUUGGAGGAGGUCCAGCAGGUCUGCAGAGAGAGGAGGAGACUGCAGAAGAAACAUCUCACACAGAGGAGCUUCAGACGUCAGAAAGUCCACCAGCAGCAGCUCAUGUGAGGAGAAGGAACCGUAGACAGAGGAAGAAAAGGACAUAG
Knipowitschia caucasica is the source of this 1482-nucleotide messenger RNA. The record is from the annotation of a GenBank genome assembly. NCBI's taxonomy places the organism in Eukaryota, Metazoa, Chordata, Actinopteri, Gobiiformes, Gobiidae.